AUGGGAGUUGAAAAAGAAGGGACUAAAGGUGGAGGUAGUUUUUUCCACUUAUUUGAUUGGACCUCGAAAUCGCGUAAGAAGUUAUUUGCAUCCAAGUCAGAUUUACCAGAGUGUUUGAAACAGGAAAGAAAAUCCAAUCACAAUGGGGCAAUGGGACAUCCCUAUCUGGUGGAUGAAGAUGAAAAUGGUGUAGGGGAAUUUGUUAGAGGAAGUUGUGAUCAUAGUUAUGCUUCAUCUGUUACAAGUGAUGAAACAUCUGGAACAAGAGCUCCUAAUGUAGUUGCGAGGCUUAUGGGAUUAGAUUCUUUGCCUUCUUCCGGUUUCUCUGAUCCCUACGCUUCUCCAUAUUUUGAUACCAGAUCCCUUCAAGACGAGGCUCAGUACCUUAGGAAAAAUCAUGAGGAACUGAGAAACUCGAAGGGAUCUGGUAUAAUGGAGGCUCAACCUCAGAAGACGAUUAUUAGGCCAAUUGAGAAGUUUCAGAAAGAAGUGUUACCUCCAAAAUCAGCCAAGUCAAUUCCCGUUACACACCAUAAACUUUUGUCCCCUAUAAAGAAUCCUGGCUUUGUUCCGUCCAACAAUGCUGCUUAUAUAAUGGAGGCUGCUGCGAGAAUUAUGGAACCUGGAUCCUCCCAAGCGAAGGCUAAAGCACAUAUGGCAUCAUCAACAGUCUCACUGAGGGUUAAAGAUCUUAGAGAUAAGUUAGAUUCUUCACAAAAAGGACCUUUAAUUGGGACAUCUUCUGUAGCUUUUAAGACUCGAGAACUGAAAGAAAGAAGAGACAUUUCUCAAAGAACAACAAGCAGAGUUUCAGAACCUUCUCAAAGGUCAUCAUCAUCAGUCGAGUUGAAUGCUGCAAAGUAUUUAAAGGGACAGUCUUUGAACAGAAGCUGGAAUGGAACCGCGGAAACAUCCAUCAAGUCUCCUACACAUGCAGAAGAAGAUUCUUCUUUGAAGAAUAAGGAGAAAUCUGCUUCUUUGAACAGAAGCUGGAAUGGAACUACGGAAACAUCCGUCAAGUCUCCUACACAUGCAGAAGAAGAUUCUUCUUUGAAGAAUAAGGAGAAAUCUGCUUCUUUGAACAGAAGCUGGGAUAGAACUGCAGAAACAUCCGUCAAGUCUCCUCCACAUGCAGAAGAAGAUUCUUCUUUGAAGAAUAAGGGGAAAUCUGUUUCGCUUGCAAUCCAAGCAAAAGUGAAUGUUCAAAGAAGGGAAGGUUUGAGUUCUACCGGUGGCAGAAGUUUGAUGAACCAAAAAGAGCAUGUCGACACAAAAUCAAAUCACCCACCUAAGACAAAUGCUCAGAAAAAUCUGCAUAGGAAAUCUUCUGGCCUGAAUUCUUCUAAUGUUCUCAGGCAGAAUAAUCUGAAACAGAACCAUUCAAUGGAUACGAAUGACAAGUCAUUACCAUCUAAGCCAUUGGUUUCCAAUUCACAAGGUAGGAAAGUUAUGACUGGAGAUUCCUCUUACGGACGGCAUAGAAGCUCAAGUGGUAAAUACACCGCGAAAUCUAAAACCGGAUUGAAAAAGUCAGCCGUGGAGGUGACAGAUAGCGAAAACGAAAUUCUAUACACCCGCACAAAUAAUUUUCCUAGAAAGAAAAGGACCACAGACAAGGACUGGAAUGACAGAGUUGUUGAUAAUUUAUUCAUCGACAAAACUCCAAAGCCUGUUAAGCCUGAGGAAGUGAAAAAGAAAGACAUGGAUGUAAUUUCCUUCACAUUUACCACACCAUUAACAAGGAGCAGCAAUCCAGGUUUCGAGACACCUCGGCAAGGUGGGAAGAAUACUAAUGAUCUUUCAUUGGAUCAACGCAUUAAAAGAGUGUUGCUCGACGCAGACAGUUCGAGGUCUCCAAUAGGAUAUAAUGUAAUUGGUGGUGAUGCCUUAGGUAUACUUUUAGAACAGAAACUGAGGGAAUUGACAAGUGGAGUUGAAAACUCAUCUUCCAGUGAUGUUUCUAAAGUGAGGCAACUUUCCAAUUCUGCACCAAUGUCAAUUGAUCAAGUAACCAACUUUAAUAUAGUAAACCUCAAUCCAAGACUGCAGCUGAAGAAAGACCAAGAUAUGUCGUUUUCGGACAGUCUAAGCAGUAGCCGCAAUCAUCCAGAAUCAUCAUUGAAACAACAUAAAUCAUGGGGUGAUGAGAUGGAACCACUGUCGUCCAAUUGCCGACAACCAAGUCCUGUUUCUGUUCUUGAACCGUCUUUCUCAAUCGAAAGUUGUGAAUCCUCGAUGAGUAUGGACGUUACUAGUACUGAAGGAAGCAAGAUGUUUUCAUCUAUUCAAGCUCAAGAGAUCCAUGGCUUCAAUUUUUCGAGGAAAUUCUAUCCUACCGAAUCUGAUGCAGAGUUAUCUGAUUCAGCUUCUUCAACCUCAACCAGGACUAUGAUUAAGAAGCACGCAAAUACAUUUUCUAUGAAGUUUGGAAGAUUAUCAAGUACAUGGGAGCUAGAAUAUGUGAAAGAGAUACUAUGUAAUGUUGAGUUGAUGUAUAUAGAUUUUUCCCUCGGCCGAGCACGCGAGGUUGUGAACUCUCACCUCUUCAAUCAGUUGGAAAGCAGAAGGGGAGGUUACAAGUGUGACGAUGAGUCGAGGAUGGAAAGGAAAGUUAUAUUUGACUGUGUGAGUGAAUGUUUGGAUUUGAGAUGCAGGAGUUAUGUAGGAGGAGGGUACAAAAUGUGGACUAAAGGGUUUGAAAUGGUGAGAAGAAAAGAUUGGUUGGCAAAAGAUGUGUACAAGGAAAUUUUGGGGUUGAGAGGGAUGAGAGAUUUAAUGGUGGAAGAACUUGUGGACAAGGAUAUGAGUAACAAAUAUGGAAAGUGGUUGGAAUUGGAUUAUGAGGUUGAUGCUUUUGAAUUUGGUGAAGAAGUUGUGGAUCAAAUUUUUGAUUCUUUGGUUGAGGAUGUUGUCUAUGAAAUGUUGCAAGUUUAA
Molecule: messenger RNA, 2934 nt
Organism: Vicia faba (fava bean)
Lineage: Eukaryota; Viridiplantae; Streptophyta; Magnoliopsida; Fabales; Fabaceae
Source: the annotation of a GenBank genome assembly